Molecule: messenger RNA, 306 nt
Organism: Didymodactylos carnosus
Lineage: Eukaryota; Metazoa; Rotifera; Eurotatoria; Philodinida; Philodinidae
Source: the annotation of a GenBank genome assembly
AUGCAAUCAUCAACAGCAAUCACGGAUGCAGUUAUUUUAAAUAAUCGCAAUGAUGAAUCAAUGAUAUGGACUGUAUUUCGUAAAAUGUUAUUUUUUACAAUAUUAAUGAUGGUUGCACCAUUAAGCUCAUAUUUUGCAUCUAAAGAAUAUAUAUUCGAAGGUUUAAUGAAGAUGUCAAAUCGCACUAGUUACAUUUAUUCAGUUAUUGUUGCUGUUGUUGUCAUACAUAUUAUACUUGUUGCUUUUCUCAUUGUGGCAUUUCGUGAAGAGGAACCAUCGAAGAAGAAACUGGAGAAAAAAGAUUAA